Penicillium argentinense is the source of this 906-nucleotide messenger RNA. RefSeq lists its product as uncharacterized. Gene Ontology annotation, molecular function: catalytic activity. The record is from RefSeq and is a predicted model, not a curated record. Bases 1 to 906 code for a protein of 301 amino acids. NCBI's taxonomy places the organism in Eukaryota, Fungi, Ascomycota, Eurotiomycetes, Eurotiales, Aspergillaceae. The transcript is spliced from 3 exons.
AUGGUAGCCAGUAGAGAUUUGCGUGUGCUACAGGCCAAUCUGAGGAAGGGCCCCGAGACCCAACUGAGCCUCCUGAACGACCGGCCGCUGCAAUCCUGUGACUUGCUGAUGAUCUCGGAACCAUAUGUUUUCCUGAUGAACGAUACUCGGCAUUCGCUAGUCGGAGGGUUGAGGCAGCACCGGAGCAUGAUCUGGGCGAACAAAAAGACAUUCCCGCACAGACAGAUCGACGUUGCGUCAGCCGACAUUGUCGCCGUACUGCUAUUUACGCCCUCGCCAACUCUAACUGUAUCAGUAUAUAUUCCGCCAGGCAAAGGGAGCGAAGGAACUAGGACACUAACUCAAGGGCUGGAUGCAAUCCGGGAAGCCUAUCAUCGAGUCCAGAGCGAGUACGGGGACAACAUUGACAUUCUCAUUGUGGGAGACUUUAACCGCCACGACCAGCUCUGGGGAGGAAACCAAGUGGCCACGCGGAACCGCCAGGGUGAAGCAGAACCAAUUGUGCUCCUCAUGGCGGACUGGGGCUUAACAAGCUUACUGCCCCGAGGGAUCUUUACCCGGGAGGAAGGCCCAUAUCGGUCGACCAUCGAUCUUGUCCUUGCGUCAACGGACCUGAGCAGGCGGGUCACGCGGUGUCGCAUCCACCCUGUUGAACAUGGGUCAGACCACCGUGCAAUUGAAACAACCUUCCAGAGCGAAGCACGACCAACGCCUCCCCCGACAAUCCGCUUCUCAUUCCGUGAAGCUCCAUGGGCCGACAUCAACAGGGAGUUAAGAGACCUAGAGACGGAUAUCACAGAUAUCACCGACCGCUCCGAACUAGACGCGACUGCAGGGCACUUGACUCGCAGGUCCCGGUUGUGCGGCCAUCCCCAUACGGCAAGCGAUGGUGGACAUCGGAGUUAA